This is a messenger RNA of Entamoeba nuttalli P19, 1653 nucleotides long. RefSeq lists its product as hypothetical. NCBI's taxonomy places the organism in Eukaryota, Evosea, Mastigamoebida, Endamoebidae. Bases 1 to 1653 code for a protein of 550 amino acids. The record is from RefSeq and is a predicted model, not a curated record. The transcript has a single exon.
AUGUCCGAACAAAAAUUCAACGGAGAACCGAGUAAACAGGACGAACUACGCCUUAAAGAAGCCAUUGAACAUAACAAACCGCUACACUUUACUUCUAGAUAUCUCUAUUUGACACUCUGGGGCGACGAAGUAGGAAACGAGACUCAAUUUAAAGAAUUAGUUGAUAGGUUAGGAGGUGCAACAUCCAAUAUCCAAUACGCGCAUAUUUCACCCGUAGAAAUCGACCAAGUUAAUCCUAAACCUCAUCAACAUUUAUUAAUAGUUACAAAAAGACCUCGCUCAUAUAAUGCCAGACCAAUAAUAAUUCAUUCAGAUGGCACAAAACAGAAAUUUUGGUACUCAAGAGUAAACUCCUACACUUCAAGAACAGGAGACAUUUCGGCCAUUAUAAAAUACAUUACUAAAAGGGGUAAAGGCAUGUUUAAAGGAACACCAGAUGCCAAAGAAGAACUAAAGCAGACGUGGAUAAAUGCCUUAAAUGAUAUGGACUCAUAUCACGAUUAUAAAGAAUUAGAAAAAAAUCUACUAGAAAUAAAUGCCGAAAAAUACAUUCAGCAAGAAGGAAAGAUUAAAUCAAGAUGGUUGAGAAAAAACGCCAGAAGGAUCGACAUGGAAACAUAUACCAGAACAGACCUAUUUCCCUGGAGAGAAGAAAUGGAAGAAUUACAAACAAUAAGAAAAUGGCUGAAAUGCGCUUCCGGGGAUAAAUACCGAAUGGGAAACCUGUUUAUAGUUGGGCCCACUAAAACGGGGAAAACCGAGUUUGCUAUACAAGAGAUCUUUAUGAAAUACCCAACUUUUAUGCUUAGAGGAGAUUCUUUAUUUGAUACAUACGAUGAAGAUCAACAAUAUAAAUUUAUAUUAUUCGAUGAUAUAAAUUAUGACAAAAAUUUACUCCGUUUAAUUAAAGCAGUUACUUCCACAAUAAACAAAAAAACGAUGGUAAACAUUAAAUAUUCAAAAGUAAUAGUCACGGCCAGACCAUGCGUCCAUCUAUUAAACCAGAAAGAAUACGAAGGAGUAAUUGAAUUAAUGAAAUAUGGCGGAGGAUAUAAUUGGUGGAGAAGAAACUCCCUGACCGUAUUUUUAGAUAAGAAAAUUUAUAAAGACCCUAAUGAAUCUGAUAAUUCAUCAGAAAACAUGGAACAACGAGAAAAAGACUAUAAUGCAUUAGAUGAUUUAGAAGAAAAAUACAAAAAUAUUGAAGAUAUGACCGACGAUCAGGAAGAAGAAAACAAUCAACCGAUAGAGCACGUCCCGUUUUAUAACAGAGUAUCAAAUCUCAUGGAAAGUUUAGGAUACGACGAAGAAUUUCUCAACGAAUUUAAUGAAAAAAUAAAAGAGGCCAAAAAAGAUACUAAGAUGAAAAAAAUACUAAACGAAUCCCAAGAGAAUAACGAAAGCAUGUUAGAGGAAUGGAACGAAGAAAUAGAGAAUUACCAAACAGAUAAUCCCCUGGGGAUGUCAAAAGAAAAUUACAGACAAUUCGAAAACGACAUGAUGAACAAAUUUGAAAAGGACAGAAUGAAUUACUUCAACAAGGAAGAAGACGAUUCAAUGGAAGAGGAAUAUGAAGAUUUUACAGACGACGCGCCUCCAGAACACCGGUCCUUUGGAGGCAAGGACGAUGACAUGAACAUAAUUUACGAUUAA